Alexandromys fortis (reed vole) is the source of this 4087-nucleotide messenger RNA. It is a transcript of the gene Hnrnph3, whose product is annotated as heterogeneous nuclear ribonucleoprotein H3. Lineage: Eukaryota; Metazoa; Chordata; Mammalia; Rodentia; Cricetidae. The record is from RefSeq and is a predicted model, not a curated record. Gene Ontology annotation, cellular component: ribonucleoprotein complex. The transcript is spliced from 10 exons. Gene Ontology annotation, molecular function: RNA binding. Bases 235 to 1275 code for a protein of 346 amino acids.
UCCUCGCUCGCUUCCCUCCCAUCCCCCUUCGCCAGUGUCUGUGCUGCGCAGCUCCCUACGCGGUCGCGGUCGUUGCCGCCGCGGACGGUUGGGUGGGAGAGACCGUUGUCGCGAGCGCCACCCGCGGACGAAGCGGCCGUCCCUGCCCGCCCGCCGCGACCGUCGGAGUUGGCGUUACUAGCGCCCCACAGGGUAUCUGAAGUAGAAGGGGCAUUUAAAUCAAGCGAUAUUGAAAUGGAUUGGGUUAUGAAACAUAAUGGUCCAAAUGACGCUAGUGAUGGGACAGUGCGACUUCGAGGACUGCCAUUUGGUUGCAGCAAAGAGGAAAUAGUUCAGUUCUUUCAAGGGUUGGAAAUCGUGCCAAAUGGGAUAACAUUGACGAUGGACUACCAGGGGAGAAGCACAGGGGAGGCCUUCGUGCAGUUUGCUUCAAAGGAGAUAGCAGAAAAUGCUCUGGGGAAACACAAGGAAAGAAUAGGGCACAGGUACAUUGAGAUCUUCAGGAGUAGCAGGAGUGAAAUCAAAGGAUUUUAUGAUCCACCAAGAAGAUUGCUGGGACAGCGACCGGGACCAUAUGAUAGACCAAUAGGAGGAAGAGGGGGUUAUUAUGGAGCUGGGCGUGGAAGUAUGUAUGACAGAAUGCGACGAGGAGGUGAUGGAUAUGAUGGUGGCUAUGGAGGUUUUGAUGACUAUGGUGGCUAUAAUAAUUAUGGCUAUGGAAAUGAUGGCUUUGAUGACAGGAUGAGAGAUGGAAGAGGCAUGGGAGGACAUGGCUACGGUGGAGCUGGUGAUGCAAGUUCAGGUUUCCAUGGUGGUCAUUUUGUGCACAUGAGAGGGCUGCCUUUUCGUGCGACCGAAAAUGAUAUUGCUAAUUUCUUCUCACCACUCAAUCCAAUACGAGUUCAUAUCGACAUUGGAGCUGAUGGCAGAGCAACAGGAGAGGCAGAUGUAGAGUUUGUGACACAUGAAGAUGCCGUGGCUGCCAUGUCUAAAGAUAAAAACAACAUGCAGCAUCGAUACAUUGAACUCUUCUUGAAUUCCACCCCUGGAGGUGGCUCUGGAAUGGGAGGUUCUGGAAUGGGAGGCUAUGGCAGAGAUGGAAUGGAUAAUCAAGGAGGAUAUGGAUCUGUUGGGAGAAUGGGAAUGGGGAACAACUACAGUGGAGGAUAUGGCACUCCUGAUGGCUUGGGAGGUUAUGGUCGUGGUGGUGGAGGCGGUGGAGGUUACUAUGGGCAAGGUGGAAUGAGUGGAGGUGGAUGGCGUGGGAUGUACUGAAAACACCAACGUACAAGUCCUAACAACAACAUGUCUACUAGACUUUCUUACGGAUUUAAUUUCUUUUGUAUUUCAAGAACUUUAUAAUGACUGAAGGAAUGUGUUUUCAAGAUACUUGGUAAAGCAACAGAUUGUGAUGGGAAAAUCUGUUUUCUGUAGGUUUUAUUUGUUGCAUACUUUGACUUAAUAAAUUUUUAUAUUGAAACCACUGAUGUUGCUACUUUUUAUAUAUAGGUACUCCUAAAGAUGUGUUGCCUUCAUAAGAUUUGGGAUGAUGUAUUUUACUGUUAGCUCUACAAAAAGUAGCAUAGUGCAAUGUGAGUGGACAGACUGCAAGUCUUAGCACACAUCUGGGAUGGAUAGAGCUUGAGUAGUUAGCUAGCUUUCUUUCCUGGACACCCUGUAAAUAAAAAGCCUAAAGAUGCAUUCAAGUGGCUUCAGGAAUAUAAGUUCAGUUAAUUCUGCAUUCUCUUUUCAAUCUCAUUUAUCAAGCAUAGCUCUGAAUAAUUUUGUAAGAGAGGUAUCUGGAUUCUAAGUAGUCAAAAUUGUGUUAUGAAUUAAUUAUGAACCCAGGGACAUGGGAGUAGUGGUUGAAAUUAUAGCCCUAGAUUUUAAAAUCCUCAUAGCACUUGCCCAAGAUACCAAAAAUGUUUCCAAAAUUUGAGUUUGUUGGAGUAACUAAGAAUUCUCAUUGAUGAACUCGGUGUAAAUACAUGGGUAUUUACUAUGAUAGAUGUAUUCUUGGGUAAGAAACUGAAAACACAAGAAAACAGGGUUUUUAAAUUGUAAAUGACUGCAUUUAGGAAAAUGUAAAACAAUGCUACAGCUGGAUUUUGCAUCUGAUACUGGUUUUGAGUAUUUAAGCUCUGUUUAGCAAGGGAAGGGUGCUUUCUAAUCUUAUCACUUUGAUCAAUGUGGCUUUCCCCUAAAUUGGCUAAUGGAUCAGAUUGAAACCUGUCAAUGUGAACUCAGUUAUUGAACUUGUUACUUGUUUUUUGCUAGAAAUGUUAUUCAUUUAAUAAAUGUCAACAUGGGAGAUAAAGGAAUGUUGUCUGUUCUAGAAUGCUUUGUGUCAGUUAUUGGUUAUAAUGCACAUUGGUGGAAAGUGUGGUGGCACAUGCUUUUAAUCCCAGCACUUGGCAGGUAGAGGCAAGUAUUUGGAUAGCAUGUAAUUUGGAUGCCAAAUUGAGAUUUCUGAUAAAAUGACUGUAAAGGAGCACCACAGUUUGUUACUCGGAGCCUAUAGUUCUGAAAAAGUAAGUUUCUGUCUUUCUGUUUUGGGACUGAGGAUUUCACCUAGAGCCUACACACUAAUGACCUUGUCUGCAUGCCUGGCAGAGAGGUCAGAAGCCCUUCAAGGGUUACCUUCUUCAGUCUCAAUGGAGGUGGUCGGAGAGACGAUUCAGUGGUUAAGAGUACUUUCUGCUCAUCCAGAGGACCUGAGGUUGGUUCCCAGCACCCACAUCAGGCAGAUCACAACUCAUGUCGCUGCAGUGAAUCCAAUACCUUUUUCUGGCCUCCUUCACCACCUGCACACUUGUGGCAUACACUCACACAGACACACAUAAACAGAUAAACAAAUCUUUAAAGCAAUAAAAAUUGUUAAUUUCUUAAAACUGUUUUAUAAAAUUCACAUUUAUUUUAAAAACAUUACAGAUUAGAAUUACAAUUCCUUGGCACCAUGAUUACAUCUUUGUGGUAGUACUGGCUAGGGAAAGCAAGGAAAUGACAAGUUUUUGCAAAAUAAAAACAGAAUGUUUUGUGAUGAAUGAGGUGUCCUAAAUUUAGAUUUUAUUUUUUUGUUAGUGGUGCUGUGGAUUGAGAACCCAGGGCUUUAAUACACACAGUAAGCGAACAUUUUGCCACUGAGCUAUAUUCUCAUCUCAGACAUUGGGGGUCAAGUUAAUGCUGCCCCAGAAAAGGUCCAUGUUUAUAACAAAAAGCACAAAAUAAAGUAUUUGAAAUUUUUUCAUUUAUGCUCACUUCCAACAGUCAUAAAAAUCUUAGUCUAUUCCCAUCAAUACAAAAUGGUUCAGAAGCCAGGCAGUGGUAGUACACACCUUUAAUCCCAGAGACAGGUGGAUGUCUGAGUUCAGGGCCAGCCUAGUCUAUAGAGGUAGUUCCAGGACAGGCUCCAAAGCUACAGAGAAACCCUGUCUCAAAAUACAAACAAAACAACAACAAAAAUGGUUCAAGAAUAUAAUUUUCUAAUAUUUGGGCCAAGUUUUCAUUAUUGUAUGUAUAAAUAUAUACAUAGCAUAGGCUAAUUUGGAGACUGGCCUUGAAUUUGUAGCAUUCUUUCUUGCUUAAUUCUGUUUCAAGGCCACUUCUGUCAGUGCUCAACAAAUGACGUCUUGGGGGCUGGGUAGAUCAGUUGGUACUACCUGGCCUGCACAAAGCCAGGGGUUCCAUCCUCAGCACCACAUAGUUGUAAUCUCAGGAGUUGGGAUAUGGGGAGGUCGGAGAAUCAGUUCAAGGUCACCCUCUGCUACACACCAAGUUAGAAGCCAACUUGGGUUACAUGAAUCCCUGUUUCCAAAAAAAUGGGACAUCUCAAAAUCUGACAGAUCUAAUUUAAGUUAACCUCAGAAGCUGGUGAAAAUACUGGUUUUGUAAUUUUGGCAAAUUAUAAAACUUACUGAAAUACAACAAAUGAAAAGAUCUCAAAGAAUAAGGAAUCAGAAAAGUGCCCAGUCACUAAACUGUCUUUAGGAAUGUAAAAUCUCUAUAGAGUUUAUAGAUUUAAAAGUGCAAAACUGGAGAUUAAUAUAUUAAGAUCCUGAAUGGUCAUGGUUUAAGUAACUUAAUGUUU